Alnus glutinosa is the source of this 1246-nucleotide messenger RNA. Its product is annotated as NADP-dependent D-sorbitol-6-phosphate dehydrogenase-like. Gene Ontology annotation, molecular function: aldose-6-phosphate reductase (NADPH) activity. The record is from RefSeq and is a predicted model, not a curated record. The transcript is spliced from 6 exons. NCBI's taxonomy places the organism in Eukaryota, Viridiplantae, Streptophyta, Magnoliopsida, Fagales, Betulaceae. The coding region runs from base 159 to 1088 and encodes 309 amino acids.
AUUGGCCAACCUUGACCCAAAGGAUUACGAACGGUUCAACGGUGGCUUUAUCAGCACUAACAAUAGUGGCUUGCAUAUUUGCCAUCAUCCAAGAAGAGCGAAGCCAAUCUCGUUGAAACUUAGCAGUCCAAGAAGCCGCUCAGGUUAUCCCAGAGAGAAUGGCCAUAACACUCAACAGUGGGUUCAAGAUGCCCGUUGUGGGUCUUGGUGUUUGGCGUGUCGAAGGCAGAGAAAUGAGGGACCUCAUCAUCAACGCAAUCAAGAUCGGUUAUCGCCAUUUCGAUUGUGCCGCUGAUUACAAGAAUGAAGCAGAAGUUGGGGAGGCACUUGCAGAAGCAUUUCAGACUGGACUUGUGAAGAGGGAGGAUCUUUUUAUCACCACAAAGCUUUGGAAUUCAGACCAUGGACAUGUUGUCGAAGCCUGUAAAGACAGCCUUAAGAAGCUUCGGCUAGAUUAUCUGGAUCUGUACCUUAUUCACUUCCCUGUAGCUACCAGGCAUACUGGAGUGGGUAACACCGGCAGUGCUUUGGAUGAGGAUGGUGUGCUGGACAUAGAUACAACCAUAACCCUGGAAACUACCUGGCAUGCUAUGGAAGAUCUGGUUUCAAUGGGUUUAGUUCGCAGCAUUGGGAUCAGCAACUAUGACAUCUUUCUAACUAGAGAUUGCUUAGCUUACUCCAAAGUGAAGCCUGCUGUGAAUCAAUUUGAAACGCACCCCUAUUUUCAACGCGAUUCCCUCGUCAAAUUCUGCCAGAAGCAUGGGAUUUGUGUUACAGCUCACACCCCUCUAGGAGGUGCUGUGGCCAACAAUGAAUGGUUUGGUACAGUUUCGUGUUUGGAUGAUCCAGUUCUCAAAGGAUUGGCUGCAAAAUACAAAAGAACUGUGGCCCAGAUUGUUCUUCGAUGGGGCAUCCACCGUAACACGGUUAUCAUUCCAAAGACAGCCAAACCGGAGAGAUUGGAAGAGAAUUUCCAAGUUUUUGACUUCGAGCUAAGCAAGGAGGACGUGGACCUGAUCAAAAGUUUGGACAGGAAAUAUCGAACCAAUCAGCCUGCCAAGUUUUGGGGCAUUGACCUGUUUGCAUAAUUACUUCCAUAUUCUGAUUCUGCAAGAAUAAGAGUUUUGGAGCUAUUGGACAUCCUCUGGAUUUGUACUGCCGUAGUAAACAUUUAAGUGAUAUUUAAUUUAGUUCCUUCUCUGUAGCUCUUUGGAUCUUUGCUGUGUGAAAGCCUUUUUGUUAUCCA